Molecule: messenger RNA, 2514 nt
Organism: Monomorium pharaonis (pharaoh ant)
Lineage: Eukaryota; Metazoa; Arthropoda; Insecta; Hymenoptera; Formicidae
Product: eEF1A lysine and N-terminal methyltransferase homolog
Exons: 8
Coding region: 436-2439 (667 amino acids)
Molecular function (GO): S-adenosylmethionine-dependent methyltransferase activity
Source: RefSeq, a predicted model, not a curated record
GUAUAUAUUAAACGUUGAAAAGAAAAACACAUUUAGAGUGAGUGCACUGCCUCAAAUUUUAAUCAUCGUUUCUUUGAUGGAAUGAAAGUUGAACCUCUGUUUUAAGUGUUUUUAUAUUUUAAUUUUAAAUUUCGCGCACUCUAGUGAAAAAUCACUGUAUGUACAUUCUCAUGCUCAUAGCUGGAACUAGAGAUCCCUAGCUGGAAUGUAUUCACGAAUUCACGAUUCACGUUGCUGCAUUUUGCUAGUAUGACAGAUUUUCUAACCUGAAUUUAUUUCGCUUUGAGACAGAGUAACGAUUAUUUCUGUCAGAAAUUUCAUUUCUAUACCGAGUCUUCUUAAUAUUGCGCAAAGUGUGCAAUAUUAAAAACUAAUUUGUGAUAUUGGAAUAAAACCAAACUUAUUCUGUGUGUGCCUGUCUCACGAAAAACUAAUAUGAAUCUCCUCCCGAAAACACACGAGCAAUUUAGUCACGCGGAAUAUUGGAACACGUUCUUCAAAAAACGUGGCAAGAAGGCAUUUGAAUGGUAUGGCGAAUAUCCAGAAUUAUGCGACAUACUUACAAAAUACAUCAAACUGAAGGACGACAUUCUAAUUGUUGGCUGUGGAAAUUCCACAUUAAGCAUGUCUUUAUAUGAUGUUGGCUACAGAAAUAUUGUUAAUAUCGAUAUAUCACAUAUUGUCAUUAAACAAAUGCGCGACAUAAAUAAUGAUACAAGGCCAGAUCUGGUGUACGAACAUAUGGAUGCUACGCAAAUGACGUAUCCUGAUGAGAAAUUUAGUGUAAUUCUCGACAAAGGUACGUUAGAUGCUCUAAUGCCAGAUGCCAAAGAAACAACAAUAGUUACAAUUGAUAGAUAUUUUAAGGAAAUUACACGAGUGUUACGGAAUGGUGGCAGAUACAUCUGCAUAUCGUUGUUACAGGAGCACAUUCUGCGUAAGCUCCUAUCAUACUUCCCUACUUCAGGUUUUAUGUUCCGUAUAGCACGAUGCCACGAAGUCGAGUCAAAAGCACGCGCGGAAGAAGGCAGUACGGUUCCCGUCUUCGUGAUUAUUGCUACAAAAUUCAUCAAAUUAUCUCAGACCGUUCUCGAGCUAGCUCUGGUCAAUGGUCCACCUGAACGAUUAACCACGUCAGACGAGAUGGUAUCUGCCGUAUUGUCUGCCCAACAAUCAGCAUUGGUGUGCAACAGUCUCUAUAAGAGAAGUGUCGCUGACGUGGGAGAAGUAUCGCUAGACUUAUAUCGUCCAGGAGACAAGUAUCCACGAUACACCGUUUAUGUUCUUGAUCAACCACGCACGCGUGCAAAAACAUACGCGGCUUUUAUUGUCCCACAGGGAAAAGAAACGGAUUGGUUGUUUGGUACGAAGGAAGGACGACAGCAGGUCCUGAAGAGCGCGCAGCAAGAUAGACUCGCGAUUAUCACCUUACGCAAAGAUCUUGAUUAUGAAAGCUGUGACGCUAUAAAAUUGGAGUUGGAAGAUUGCGUUCGUAAUUUAGCACCAGCCGGCUUGUGCGGCAAAAACGACAUCCCCUUUCUGUCUCUCGGUUCUGAGGUUGGAGUUCGAAAUGUUUGCUACGAAGGAAAGAGCGACUUCAGUGGAUCAUUUGUUAUCGAAGAAGUUGAGAGGGAUGGUCACGAGUUUCGGCGACUUGUGUUCCUGAACAAUCCGUACGUCAUUCAGAGCGAAGCCAGACUAAAGGAAGCAAAAUCUAGACGUGGUAAAACGAAGAAAAUUGCCGAUCCUGGAUUCUUAGCUUGCGAACAUCACAUACAUAUGAGCACUGGCGUGAAUGCGGUAAUUGAUACAAGGGAGCAGGACGAAAUUAUGAUUGUAGGACUUGGCGGUGGUGGUCUUUGUAUGUUUCUACAUCAAUGUUUUCCCAAACUAAAAAUUACUGUAGUUGAAAUUGAUAAUGCAAUGCUAAAAGUGGCUACCGAAUACUUUAAUCUUGUUCUCGAUGAUCGGAUGAAAGUCGAAAUCGCAGAUGGAAUUCGAUACAUUAAAGAUGCGGCAUCCGGCAAAAAGAAAUAUAAGGCAAUACUUUUUGACGUUGAUAGUAAAGACAUUACCGUUGGAAUGAGUUGUCCACCUAAACAAUUUCUCGAAAUGCCAGUAUUGAAAGCAAUUGCAACGUGCUUAACGGAAAAUGGUCUUUUUAUCUUGAAUUUGAUCAGCAGAGAUCGAGGUUUAAAGCAGAAAACUAAAGAUGAUCUAAAAUCGGUAUUUCAAUCGAUCACUUGUCAUGCCAUUAAAGAUGAAAUAAACGAGGUUGUUAUGUGUUCUCUCGAAAAAUACAAUUCAAAAGAAUGGAAAAACAAACUUAGACUCGCCGCCAUCAAUUUGAAUGAACGAGCGACCACGAAAAAAUUAUCCUCUUUCAAGGAAUCAUUCGACGUCUCCACACUUUUAGAAAGUUUAUCUGCGGAUUCUUAAUCGCUUUGUACAAAUAUGUUCGUUAUAACAAAUAAAAAUAAUUGGUUCUAAUAAUUGAAUACAUAUUUUUCAAAA